AUGUUUCGCUUUCGCAAGACACUCGAUAUUGUGACGGUCUUUCACAAGGCCAGCUCUCCCGCAUCCGUGAGAGUCACAAACCUUCUCAAGCAGGUCUCCGCCAACGCAUCCUCCGGCGCCACUCUUGACCAAGCAAGCGAUCAUUCUGUCCAGACCGCUCCUAUCCGAGAAGAAUUUGAGCUCAAUAUCACUGAGGAUGCCCCAACAGAAGACCAAGUUAAGACAAUCCUGGAAUAUGUUGGAACCAGCGGCAUUCACAAGGUGAUCAACGGCGCAAACACCGAGAAGGAUGCGCUCAAGAAGUUCAAGGAAAGCAAGGAGAACUUCGUCCGACCGGUGGUUGUAGACUGGAACAAUGGCAAGGCCAUUGCUGGCGAAAACGAGUCUGAGAUUCUCAAGCUUCUCAAGCAACAGCAGUAA
Messenger RNA from Fusarium pseudograminearum CS3096, 420 nucleotides. RefSeq lists its product as uncharacterized. Gene Ontology annotation, cellular component: mitochondrion. The coding region runs from base 1 to 420 and encodes 139 amino acids. Gene Ontology annotation, molecular function: oxidoreductase activity. NCBI's taxonomy places the organism in Eukaryota, Fungi, Ascomycota, Sordariomycetes, Hypocreales, Nectriaceae. The transcript has 3 exons. The record is from RefSeq and is a predicted model, not a curated record.